This is a messenger RNA of Penaeus vannamei (Pacific white shrimp), 2298 nucleotides long. NCBI's taxonomy places the organism in Eukaryota, Metazoa, Arthropoda, Malacostraca, Decapoda, Penaeidae. The record is from RefSeq and is a predicted model, not a curated record.
GAAGAUAAACGGAGGACGAGAGAAGGAGAUGGAUUCCACAUUUUUGCGUUUUUCGUGAUCGUUUCUCUUCCGGGAUUUAUUUUUUAAGGUCGAGAGCAAUGUGUAGUGAUUACAGAACAUGAGAAAAAAGUGAUAAAGAGGCCGAGAAGAGGAAUUAAUGUGAUAAAUGGAGACAGAGAUGAGGAUGCCGAGUUAACGGCUGUUCGAACAAAAAUCUGGUUCCUUAUUUUCAUUUAUAUUCAUAAUUUAAGUGUGUAUUUUCUGCAUCUGGGGAUCUGAAAAGAAUAUCUAGGAAUAAACCUGCUAUUAUUGUCCAUUUCGAAGGUGAUGCUGAGCUAGAACAAUGGACAUUCUCACCUUCGCCGCCAAUGCUGUUUUCAGUUCCGACCAGGAUGAAGAGCUGUGCAUCCCCCUCACGCCCACGAAGGGGAGGAGGCCCGUCUUCGGAGAGCUCACCAACACCAUCAACCUUUCCCCGGAGAAGCUCAAUGACUCCUCCUCGCUCAGGGCUCUCUUCACGGCACCCACGCUCACCACGCCCAAGACGAAGGCCAAGGGAGGGGUUGCCGCGGGCGCUGCUGGCUCUAACACUCCUGGAUCGCGGAGCCUCGGACGUGGUCCCCAUGGCAAGUCUCUGUCGUCGCCGUCGCCGGGCUCCGAGGCGGCGGCGCGGACUCCGAAACGUGAGGGCGCGUCACCGCAAGUGGGGCCCGGCGGCGACAGCUGCGGACGGAGUCCCCUCACGCCCAUGAGCAACCUUAAGCUUCUGACCCGCAUAGCGUCCAUGGAGGAGUCGAUCAGCAGCAAGAAGGCGCUCUUCGGCCACGAGAAGUCGGCCUGCGGCGACGGGGCCUCUCCCACCAAAGGGACUCUUCCGGCCAAGGCGCCAGCGCUGCCCGCAGGCGGCCCCGCGUCCACGCUGCGGCGGCACAACAGCGACUGCCUCGGCCAGGCCAACACCCGGGCCAAGCUGGGCAGGAGCACAACGCUCCGCAAGCACCCGACAAGCAGCGAUUACCCGACGCCGAGCUCGCCCGGCAACCUCGUCAUGGAGAGCGUCGGCCGCAUCCCCUCCGUCGACGACUCCUGCGCCACCCGCGCCUCCGAGGGCUCAAGGAAGGACAAGUCUCUGGGACUCCUCAGCGAAAAGUUCCUGGAGCAUUUCCCGAUGGAGGUCUCGUUCCUGGAGACGCCGCGCAGGCUGGUCAUCGACGAGGUGGCGGCCAUGCUGGGCACGGAGCGGAGGCGCGUCUACGACAUCAUCAACGUUCUCGAGAGCCUCAACAUGGCGGCGCGCGUGCAGAAGAACAUGUACCAGUGGAUGGGCCAGUUGCACCUUCAGGAGACCCUGGGGAGACUCAAGGCGCUCGGACACAAGCUAGACGUCGGGGCGCAGCUGCAGGCCCUGCAGCACUUCGAUCACGACUUCAAGUUUCCGCAGCGCAUCAAAACCAGUCUCCAAGGUGAUGGAGAGAAAACAGAUACAAGGAGAGAGAAGUCGCUUGGAAUCCUGUGUCAGAAGUUUCUUAUGCUGCUUCUGGUUAGUCCUGAGCCCCACAUGAUUUCCCUGGACAACGCCGCGCGGAUGCUCGUCGGCGAGGCGGGCGAGGACGGGGAGAGACUGAGGACCCGCGGCAGACGUCUCUACGACAUCGCCAACGUCUUGGCUUCGCUCGGGCUGGUGCGGAGGGUGCCCACGGCGAAGGCCUUCCAGUACAUCGGGCCGCAGGUCGAGGCCGUUACCAGCGAGGAAGACACCUUGGGCAUCCUCCACCGCCACUCCCUGCUUCCCUCUCGCCUCGGAAGCAGCGGAGGCAAGGAGAACCUGGUGAGCUCCUACGGCGACCACGAAGUCACGCCCUCCAACAGCGUCCCUCCCGUGCAGAAGCGGGGACGACCCAGGAAGCUCUCCACGGACUUCGGACUUCCGCUGUGCCUGCAGCCAAAAGGACCAAACUCCAGAGGACAAGGAGUGAAGAUGUCUCCACUUCGAAACAGUCAAGGAAGAUCAUGCGACAUCCUUCGCUUCAUGAUAUAUGCCAGGUGGCCGAAGUGGAGCGUGAGAAACUUUUAGAGAGUGAACGGUUGCAGCGAUCACGUUCUUCUGACAGUUCUCACUCAGGCCACACUGGACCCACACCUUCAUCUUCUGAGAUAAGUGAGGAAUCCUCAUCAGACCUGGCAGGAUUCAAGCCUAUCACCUCAGUCCCUCAGUCGUCCCUCCGCACCCUUCUUCAGCGCCGUUUUACAAAUCGGACUAAGAUCCCCAUCGCCCUGACAUUCCAGACCCCACCCCAG